GAAUCAGGGUUGUGGAGUAUCUAGUAAUAGAUGCAGUAAUAUAGUACAAUACUAAUGUAUACAGUGUGUGUGUUAGAGCGUCGAUCAGAUUCCCAGAUGUGUUACAAACAAUAUAUGAUGGAAAUGAAAUGAUGAAGCUGAAGCUGUGAUGCAGGUUUACUGAGUGCAGCUGGAGAUGAGAUGGUCACACUGCAGGAAGUGGAAGGAACCACUAUAACUCUCCAUACUGGGAUUACUGGAAUUCAGACUGAUGCUCGGAUAGAUUGGUUUUAUGGACCUGAGAAAGCAGAAGAGAUUAUAUUGAACAGUCAGAUGUUUAAAGGAGAAACUGUUACAGAAAUCAGUGAGAGAUUUAAAGAGAAACUGCAGCUGAACAGAACCAGUGGAGCUUUAACCAUCAGGAACAUCAGCAGGAACCAUUCUGGAGUUUAUUUAUUACAUGUCAUUACUGAAGAUCUCUACUCUAGGACUUUCAGAGUCAGUGUUUAUGAUAAGUGUUGUGAUGCAGGUUUACUGAGUGCAGCUGGAGAUGAGAUGGUCACACUGCAGAAAGUGGAAGGAACCACUAUAACUCUCCAUACUGGGAUUACUGGAAUUCAGAGUGAUGCUCAUAUAGUUUGGUUUAAUGGACCUGAGAAAGCAGAGAAAAAGAUAUUGAACAGUCAGAUGUUUAAAGGAGAAACUGUUACAGAAAUCAGUGAGAGAUUUAAAGAGAGACUGCAGCUGGACAGAAGCAGUGGAGCUUUAACCAUCAGGAACAUCAGCAGGAACCAUUCUGGAGUUUAUUUAUUACAAGUCAUCACUGAAGAUCUCUCAUCUAGGACUUUCAGAGUCAGUGUUUAUGCUCCAGUAUCAACUCCAGUAAUAAAUCUAAAAGGAAAAAGAAGUGGGUUCUCCACAGAGUCGUGUUCCCUCUUGUGCUCUGUGGAGAAUGGAGAAGAUGUGAAAUUAUCCUGGUACAGAGAGAAUGAGAGAAUCUCCAUCACCAAUAACACAGAUCUCAGUGUUCCCCUCAAUCUCCCACUUCAAAUACAACACCAUGAGAAGAACACGUAUAUCUGUGUGUCUGCAAACCCUGUCAGCAAUAAAACUACUUCUCUCAGCAUCACACAGCUCUGUGUUCACAACUCAGGACAAUCAGAGCGUUCUCAUUCACUGCUUCCUGUCCUGAUAUCUGCUGGAGUUUUACUGCUUGUCAUAAUAACAGGAGGAUUUUUGUGGAUUUGGAAACACAACAAGUGUGUAAAUAAACUGGAGGAACUGAUUUACACUGAGGUGAAAAUUACAGCUCACAGUGCAGAGAGAAGUCAAAAGGAAGAACAUUCCAGAAGAACGGACCAUCCAGAGCAGGAUACCUUCAUUCUCUAUUCAGUGAUGAGACUUUGUGAUGCAGGUUUACUGAAUGCAGCUGGAGAUGAGAUGGUCACACUGCAGGAAGUGGAAGGAACCACUAUAACUCUCCAUACUGGGAUUACUGGAAUUCAGACUGAUGCUCAUAUUGUUUGGUUUUAUGGACCUGAGAAAGCAGAAGAAAAGAUAUUGAACAGUCAGAUGUUUAAAGGAGAAACUGUUACAGAAAUCAGUGAGAGAUUUAAAGAGAGACUGCAGCUGGACAGAAUCAGUGGAGCUUUAACCAUCAGGAACAUCAGCAGGAACCAUUCUGGAGUUUAUUUAUUACACAUCAUCACUGGACGUCUCUCAUCUAGGACUUUCAGAGUCAGUGUUUAUGAAAUCAGUGAGAGAUUUAAAGAGAGUCUGCAGCUGAACAGAACCAGUGGAGCUUUAACCAUCAGGAACAUCAGCAGGAACCAUUCUGGAGUUUAUUUAUUACAAGUCAUCACUGAAGAUCUCUCAUCUAGAACUUUCAGAGUCAGUGUUUAUGCUCCAGUAUCAACUCCAGUAAUAAAUCUAAGAGGAAAAAGUAGUGGGUUCUCCACAGAGUCGUGUUCCCUCUUGUGUUCUGUGGAGAAUGGAGAAGAUGUGAAUUUAUCCUGGUACAGAGAGAAUGAGAGAAUCUCCAUCACCAAUAACACAGAUCUCAGUGUUCCCCUCAAUCUCCCACUUCAAAUACAACACCAUGAGAAGAACACGUAUAUCUGUGUGUCUGCAAACCCUGUCAGCAAUAAAACUACUUCUCUCAGCAUCACACAGCUCUGUGUUCACAACUCAGGAGAAUCAGAUGGUCCUCAUUCACUGCUUCCUGUCCUGAUAUCUGCUGGAGUUUUACUGCUUGUCAUAAUAACAGGAGGAGUUUUGUGGAUUUGGAAACACAACAAGUGUGUAAAUAAACUGGAGGAAGUGAUUUACACUGAGGUGAAAAUUACAGCUCACAGUGCAGAGAGAAGACAAAAGGUAAAGAUUGAAAUAAAUGAAAGUUUUAGAAAUUAUCCUGACAUUUUACUGUUGUGUCUUACAGAAAGAACAUUCCAGAAGAACAGACCAUCCAGAGCUGGAUACCUUUGUUCUUUAUUCAGUGAUGAAGAUUGCAUAAUGUCAAAUAAAACAUACAUUUUAUUGUAAAUAUUUUAAAUAAUUUGGUCAUAAAUGCGUUGAAAGUUUAAUAGAAUUUGUAGAACAUGUACGUUAUGUUUAAUAGCCUGUAAUUUCCAUCCUUUAAGAGAUUUCUGUAAUAAAUUGUUUUGCUGGUGUUUAAACUUCUGCUCACUAUUGUCUUUCAAAAACUUAUGUUUAGCAAAAUAUAACGUGGGGAAAAUGGCAGACUAAUGAAUAAUAUACUGAAUGACAUAAACACAUGUGAAGCCACUUUCAACUAUUUAGUUUUCUUUAUCUGUUUAUUUUACUAUACAAUAAAAAACUGACAGUUA
Messenger RNA from Silurus meridionalis, 2825 nucleotides. RefSeq lists its product as uncharacterized. Lineage: Eukaryota; Metazoa; Chordata; Actinopteri; Siluriformes; Siluridae. The record is from RefSeq and is a predicted model, not a curated record. The transcript has 11 exons. Bases 181 to 2520 code for a protein of 779 amino acids.